AUGAUGAUAAAUCAUCAUCGCCGUACAUAUUAGGAACCAUAGGCGUCGUACCGGGGCGGCAUAUGGGUUUCUUUCGUAACAAUACGUAUAUAGUAGAAGCAUGAAAAUUUAUUCCUCGUUAUUAUUAUCGGUGUCUAGCUAACGAAUUUUUUGUGAAGUAAUGGCUAUUACCUUCACCAAAAUACGAUAAACUACGAUAAAGUGGAAUUGGUUAAAAAACGGUUUAAAUUCUCGUUUAUGAUAGUUGUUGGUAUAUAGUGUCUAACAUACUUCAGUAUUUUCGUAAAUCAAACAAAGUGUAAUUCUUGCACAAUGUCUCGUAGUCUUACUCUAUCGUAAUUUUUUGAUUGGAAAUACCUAUGUCCUCAAAGGUGUUCUACCGUCUGUUAGACAAGAACGGAUGUAUGCGCUGAGUAAAUCGGAAAUGCAUUUACUCGUACUUAACAUGGAACUGAAAUGACGUCAACUCCGAUUCUUAUCUACUUGCCACUACCACAGUAUUGCAUAAAAGUCCAUCAUAAGCGACCUAAAUCCACUGACGGGUUACAGUGUGUAAGAAAUGGCUCAACAAGAGUAAGAUUUCUACCGUUGAAAAUAUUUCAUUCAAUGGGCGUUUUUAGAUACACGUAUGAAAUAAUCGAAAAAAUUGCUAAUUAUUAUUUGAGGAAACUGGUGACGGUUAAACCCCAAAUUGGGAUUAUAUGCGGGUCGGGUUUAAGCUCCGUUGGUGAACUCCUCACCACCCCCACCACCCUCAACUACACCGAAAUCCCCCACUUCCCCGUCAGCACCGUCAUCGGUCACCCCGGCCGCCUCCUCUUCGGCCACAUCGCCGCCACCCCCGUCAUCUGCUUCCAAGGCCGGUUCCACUUCUACGAAGGCAACUCCCUCUCCACCUGCGCCAUGCCCGCCCGCCUCAUGAAACUCCUAGGAGUCACCACCCUCAUCGUCUCCAACGCCGCCGGCAGCAUCAACUCCUCCUACAAAACCGGCGACAUCAUGUUCAUAAAAGACCACAUCAACAUGUUGGGCCUCGCCGGCAACAACCCCCUCCGAGGCCCCAACGACGAAAGAUUCGGUCCCCGAUUUGUGGCUCUGAACGAAGGCUACAACCCCAAGAUAAUCGAAAAAGCUAGGGCUCUAGUUGAAAAAUUGGGGUUGAAAGGGGUCCACGAGGGGGUGUACGCGUGCAUCGGAGGUCCUAAUUUUGAGACGGUGGCCGAAGUGAGGGCUUUGAAAAUUCUAGGGGCGGAUGCUGUGGGGAUGUCGACGGUGCAUGAGAUUAUUGCGGCGAGGCAUUGUGGAAUGGAGUGUUUUGGGUUCAGUUUGAUCACGAACGAGUGUGUUGUGGAGUAUGGGUGUAAGGAAAAGCCGGAUGGGGAGGAGGUGCUGGAGGUGGCGGGGCAGAAGAAGAGGGAUUUGAAGGUUUUUGUUGAGGGGUUGGUUGUGUUACUUGCUAGUGAUUUAUAACUAUUAUUCUAAACAAGAAAGUGUUAUUGUAAUCAUAGGUAUGUGAUAUUUUAUUGAAAUAUAUAAAAAAUGUUACCAAAA
This is a messenger RNA of Zophobas morio, 1551 nucleotides long. RefSeq names its product purine nucleoside phosphorylase-like. The coding region runs from base 457 to 1470 and encodes 337 amino acids. Gene Ontology annotation, cellular component: cytoplasm. Lineage: Eukaryota; Metazoa; Arthropoda; Insecta; Coleoptera; Tenebrionidae. Gene Ontology annotation, biological process: nucleoside metabolic process. The record is from RefSeq and is a predicted model, not a curated record. The transcript is spliced from 3 exons. Gene Ontology annotation, molecular function: purine-nucleoside phosphorylase activity.